AUGUCUAAUAUCCGCCCCGUCGUACAAGGCGCUCAUAGCUCAACGUUCACAACUCCACCAGUGGACGGCAGCCUCGCCUUCCCCGAGUUACUGGCCUUCCAUGCUACGCAUAGUGGUUCACACAGCCUCUUUGUCUACGCCGAGGAUGGCGAGAAUAAGUCUAUCGACUACGCCGCGACCUUCCGCGCUCAACUAGUAGCUGCGGCCUACGUCAAAUCCACCUUCGAUGCAGGUAGUCACUUCUACGUUGACAAGAUCGAACGGCCUGUCUUUGGGAUCUUAGCCAACGCAGAUGCCAUAACGUACGCGACCGUCAUCUUUGGCAUCCAGCAAGCGGGGGCGGUGCCAUUCCCUAUUUCGACCAGGAACUCAGCGAUUGCAGUCGCCCAUUUACUUCGCGCCACGGGCGUUCGCCAAGUCUUCGUGAGCGAGGACACCAUCAUGCGAGGUCUGGCCGCAGAGGCUGCGGCUCUUCUUGCGAAGGACCAAUACGUCGUCGAGCUCCUCGACUUGCCUCGCUUCGAGGUUCUUUAUGAGAGGUCCACACCCGCCGAACUCUCUGAGUCAAAUGACUAUCGCAUCGCGCCUAUUUCGUCGGACGCUCUAGCUGUGAUCUUGCACUCGAGUGGAACGAGUGCAUUCCCGAAACCCAUCAAGAUGACAAGUCGCAACUUCGUCGCCUGGGGUUCUACCCUCUACCACGGAGACGUUGACGUCUGUGGCAUUCGUUUAGGUAUUCAGAGUUCACCGAUGUUUCACGCGAUGAGCUCCAUAGCGUUGGCAUGGGCAGUGUGUUGUGGUUUGGAACUCGCCGUAUUCAAGCCUGCGCGUCCGCCUGUGGUAGCUCACGCAACGGCAUUCCUGAAUGACCUUGUCCUAUCGAAGUCCGAGUGGACGAUGUCAGUUCCAGCUCAUAUCGAGGAGUGGUCGCAAGAUCCCGAAAGCGUCGGGAUCUUGAAGAGCAGUCUCAAGCGGGUCAUCUUCGGGGGUGGUCCUUUGAACAAGCAGGUUGGUGAUGCACUCUUCGCGGAAGGUGUCUUCCUAGACAACCUCUACGGACUCACCGAGGCUGGCCCUAUCAUCCGCAUGGCCAUUGCGUACGAUUCCCGCCCUGCGGAUUGGGAGUACUUCCGGUUCCUGAGCGCGGACUUGGCUACUUUUGCGAUGAUUCCCCACGAAGAACAUGGCGGACUAGUGGAACCUGUGCUACUGGCAGGUGAUUAUUACAGUCCGAAUGUCUUCAAUACAACGGUCGAUGGCCGCCCCGGUUACGCUACUGGUGAUCUCGUGCAGGAGCAUCCGGUACACAAAGGUCUCUAUAGGAUACAUGGGCGUGCAGAUGAGCAGAUCAUGCACUCCAACGGCGAGAAAACGAACCCUGUGCCCCUCGAGCGAAUUCUUCUGCAAGACCCUAACAUCCAAAUUGCGAUCUUCUUCGGACGUGGUCGCUUCAACACAGGUGCUCUUAUACAGCCCUCAAUGCCAUUUGACCCCAACAACGUCGAGAAGCUGAACGAAUUCCGCGACUCAAUCUGGCCGUCAGUCAUCCGCAUGAACGAGUAUGCACCCGCGCACUCGCGCCUUUUCAAGAACAUGAUUCUUGUGGCGACUCCCGCGAAGCCCCUCGAGCUGACAGCGAAAGGCUCAGCCCGGCGCAAUGCGGCAGAGACGUCUCAGGAUGGUCCCCACCCGCCAAGUUCGUGGACGCCGGAGUCGACGCUCGAGUUCGUCCAAGCGGUUGUGGAGAUGGCCAUGGAGCAGACGGUACCGGAGGGCGCUGAUCUUUUUGCUCUGGGCUGCGACAGUCUCGCCGCAACGACCAUACGUAACAACGUUGUCCGUGCUCUUCGCACUUCUACGACUGCAUCCACGACCGGCCUCGACGUAGCGCGCAAGGCCCCUCAGACUCUUGUCUACCAGAACCCUUCUAUCCGUGCUCUCAGCGACUUCAUCUAUGCUCUCGUCACUGGGAGAGAUCUCGAACCGGAUACCGAGACGAUCAGGCAACAAAAGGCUCAGGCCAUGGAGGCCAUGGUAGCCAAGUAUAGCAACGACUUCGUUCCUCUGCAGGUACCAGCCGGCGCCGGUCCUCUGCCAGAGCGGGAGACUGUUCUUGUUACCGGCACCACAGGGCGCCUGGGUUGCCAUCUCCUCUAUCAGCUCCUUCAAGACCCGAAAGUCGGCCACAUCUAUGCGCUCAACCGCGCAACAGGCCGAGGAUCGUCCCCGGAGGCGUUGCUUGGCCGCAUGCGCGGUGCAUUCGAAUCUUGGGAACUCGAUUCUGGCCUCCUCGAGAGCGGCAAGAUAACUCUCUUGGCGAGCGACUAUGCAGCCGACCGUCUGGGCUUGGAUGCAGAUACGUAUGCUGAGAUUCAAGGCCAACUAACCACGAUCAUCCAUAACGCUUGGCGCGUCGACUUCAACGUAGUCCUGUCCAGCUUCGAGCCCCUCAUCAUGGGUGUGCGAAACCUGAUCAACCUCGCAUCCCACGCUCCCACCCCUGGCGGUGCGCGCUUCCUAUUCGUUGGCUCUGUUUCGGUCCUAUUUGGUGCACCUGAAAACCAGAUAGCUCUUGAGGAGCCUAUUCUUGAUGCGCGUCUGUCUGCAGGCAUUGGCUACGGCGAGAGCAAGUGGGUUGCAGAGACGCUUCUGCUCCGCGCGCGGGACGCAGUCGGCCUACGUGCAUCAACCGUACGUGUGGGCCAAAUCGCCGGCGAUACGCGCGUCGGUGGCUGGAACAAGCAGGAGUGGGUGGGCGCCAUCGCUCGACUCGGACAGAUGGUUCAUGCCAUUCCCGAGCGCGACGAGCCGAUCUCGUGGGUGCCCGUCGACGUCGUCGCCACGACGCUAAUCGACAUGACGCGCUCGGAAGAGCCUGUCUUCAACCUCGUCGCACCCGUUCCGUCGGACUGGAAGACGGUGUUUGGCGCGUUUGCUAAGCAGCUCAACUUGCCGUUGAUGGCGUACGACAAGUGGACCUCGCGCGUCAGCGCCGCUGCCGAGACGUACACUGGCGAUCGAGAUGUACAGCCGCUCGCGUUGGCGGACUUCUUCCAGGCCGGGAAGUUCGGCGAGGGCACUACGAUCUCGACUGAACGCGCCUGCAAGGCUUCGCCUGCUUUGGCAAACAUGUCGCCCAUUGGCGAGAAGGAUGUGACGCUCUACCUGGACUUCUGGAAGAGGAUUGGAUUCUUGAAUGCGUCGUAG
Peniophora sp. CBMAI 1063 is the source of this 3207-nucleotide messenger RNA. The record is from the annotation of a GenBank genome assembly. NCBI's taxonomy places the organism in Eukaryota, Fungi, Basidiomycota, Agaricomycetes, Russulales, Peniophoraceae.